UUCCCAAAGCGAACACCCGUUCUGGACUCCAGCGCCAUGAAGACCCGGGUGCAGCUGAGCAAGAGGCGGCGCCAACGCCGGACACCCAUCUCGAACUCAUUACGUAGGAGCGGCGGCGGCCAGGAGGAGGGUCAGCCGCAGACAUCCAAAAGCAGCGAACCUAACGGUGCCUGGAUGGUCAGGGGCUCGACCGGAGAGAAGCCAUCAGAGGAAGAGGGGAGACCCCGAAGCACGGAGCGGUCAGCGGCCCCCCAAACCCAACGGCUCCCCGUCUUCCCAGGGAUGGACCACUCGGCCUUCAAGGUGACUGUGGUGGGGUGACCAUGUGGUGACCAUG
Molecule: messenger RNA, 337 nt
Organism: Sceloporus undulatus (fence lizard)
Lineage: Eukaryota; Metazoa; Chordata; Lepidosauria; Squamata; Phrynosomatidae
Exons: 2
Coding region: 37-321 (94 amino acids)
Source: RefSeq, a predicted model, not a curated record